UCUUCAAUCGUGCGAUCAGUAGUACAUGUUGUGUUGAUGUUUCGCGUAUGUCUAUAAUGUAUUAAAAUUAUAUUAGAUCUUACUAGUAUAUUAUUAUUAAGAGUUACUUUUUUCAUUUCAUUCGUCGAUUUUCAACCGAACACCUGAGUGACAGUUUAUCAGAGUACCUACAUACGAGUAUAUGACAUACCAAGUAUAUGUUAUUAUAAUAUCGCAGCAGUCAUUACUACUAAACACACGGUUUUAUUAAUUUCUUUCGAUUCCGUGAUUUAUGGCAUUUAAGUCGCGCGCGUACAAGCACAGGGUGCUUUUGGAAAGUUCGGCCGAUGACACAGACUUUUCGUCGAGAAAUUCAUCAUUGGCUCCUACAGAAUACCUGUUCAAGAUCUUAGUCAUCGGUGAGCUUGGUACCGGUAAGACUUCCAUAAUCAAACGAUACGUGCACAAGUUUUUCUCGCAACACUAUCGCGCAACAAUCGGUGUAGAUUUCGCAUUGAAAUCGCUUGAAUGGGAUUCCAAUACUGUCGUCCGAUUACAACUAUGGGACAUAGCCGGUCAGGAAAGAUUUGGAAACAUGACCCGGGUGUAUUAUAAAGACGCACUUGGAGCAUUCGUAGUUUUCGACGUCACGCGACCAGCUACGUUUGACGCAGUGACCAAGUGGAAACAAGACUUGGACGCUAAAGUCUCAUUGGAAGACGGUACACCGAUACCAUGCGUAUUACUUGCAAAUAAAUGUGAUGAGACUAAAGAAGGUAUGGUGAAUAGUGUGGCCAAGAUGGACGAAUUUUGCAAAGAAAAUAUGUUCACCGCUUGGUAUGAGACGUCAGCUAAAGAAAACGUUCACAUUGAUGAUGCGGCAAAAACACUUGUGUCUCAGAUUUUGAAGUACACUGCUCAAUAUAAACCGACGUACUUAAAAACAAAGGGUCAAGUAAUAUUAAACAGUGCCUCAAACGAUACGCAAAAAGGUUGCUCCUGUUGAUUAAAAUUUGAUGAAGUUAAUUAAUCAUUGUUUAUUUGUUUAUAUUAUUAUAUACUACAGUACAAAUUGAUUUUUCUCAAUAUAUAAUGUCAAUUAUUAUUAAUGUUAGUGUCUCAAUAAUAUAUUAAAUAAUUGUAGACAUCUAUUUCAAUAUUAAUUCAUAGGUAAGCAAUAAGCAAAUGUAAUACUAUAGGUAUUAGUGCAUUACAUAAUAGUUAGAACAAAAUUAAAUUACUAAUGAAGCCAACAUUUUGUUUCUAACUAACAAAAACUAUGUAAUAACUUAUAAUCCAUACAUUUUUGCAUAGUAUUCUGACCUAAUAUAUUUUAAUGCAAUAUUAGGCAUGUACCUAUAUAUAAUGUAUACUUACACCUACUACGUACUUGUAUUGUAAAUAUGGUAAAAUUAAAGCAGAUUUUUAUUUCGUA
Messenger RNA from Rhopalosiphum maidis (corn leaf aphid), 1414 nucleotides. Its product is annotated as ras-related protein Rab-38-like. The record is from RefSeq and is a predicted model, not a curated record. The transcript has 5 exons. Gene Ontology annotation, biological process: phagosome-lysosome fusion; endosome to lysosome transport. Lineage: Eukaryota; Metazoa; Arthropoda; Insecta; Hemiptera; Aphididae. Gene Ontology annotation, molecular function: GTPase activity; GTP binding. Gene Ontology annotation, cellular component: phagocytic vesicle; lysosome; late endosome. Bases 272 to 985 code for a protein of 237 amino acids.